UUGGGUUGCAAAGAUGCUGCUAAAGAAGAGUAUUCUUCCUUCCCAAGUUCCUCGUCUCUUGCGGUGCCUUUACCUUUGACUUUGCCUUUGUUUACUUUCACAACACAAACAACUCCUGUUUAGUCUUCUCAGUUCCAGAAUGAGUUCAGUCUCAGUCUCAGCCUCAGCUGAAACUACCAUUACUCCAAAAGUACCCAAAUUCUUUUCCAUUCAACACACUCCUCCUCCUUCUCCAACUCAACAUCAUCCUCAUGCUAUUUCAACUUUCAGUCUGGUCUCCUAUAACAUUCUGGCCCAGGCUUAUGUGAAGAACUUUUAUUUUCCACACUCUCCAUCUCAUUGUCUCAGCUGGAAAGCUCGCUCACAAGCAGUGUUAACUGUUCUCAAGAAACUUGGGGCUGACUUUCUCUGCCUUCAGGAAGUCGAUGAGUAUGAGAGUUUUUACAAAGGAAAUAUGGAGAGAAAUGGUUAUUCUAGUAUUUAUAUUCAGAGAGGUGGUUAUAGGCGUGAUGGAUGUGGGAUUUUUUUCAAGCAUGACCGUGCAGAGUUAAUUUUACAGGAAGAUAUAGACUACAAUGAUCUAGUAAACUCAAUUCAAAAUGAAAACUUAUUGAUCAAUGAUGAACAAAAUGACAAGAAAGCUCCUGAAACUAGAGAUGCUGAAGUGAAAAGUGGCUCUACACUAAAAGGUAUUUCUCAGGAUCGGGGGGGUCCAAACGAUCCUCGAGUGAGGCUAAAACGUGACUGUGUUGGUAUUAUGGCUGCAUUCAGACUUAAGCAUUCUCAUAAUCCUAUUGUUAUAGUGGCAACCACACAUCUUUAUUGGGAUCCAGCAUGGGCUGAUGUCAAGCUUGCGCAGGCUAAAUAUCUUGUAUCCCGUUUAGCUCAAUUUAAAGCAUUGGUGUCCAACAUAUUUAACUGUGCAUCUUCCCUAAUUUUGACUGGUGAUUUUAAUUCAGUUCCAGGGGAUAAGGUUUACCAAUACCUUAGUUCGUGCAACGAAUCCUCUUCCUCAGAGACAGUGCAGAACGAUCGCGAAAAUGUUCCUAUUCGUUUAUGCAGUGUCUACAAUAUUACAAAGGGGGAGCCUAAGUUCACUAACUGCACACCCAAAUUUACAAAUACACUGGAUUACAUUUUCUUUUCUCCUUCUGAUAGCAUAAAACCAGUGAGUUUGCUUGAGCUUCCAGAAUCAGAUUCUUAUGAUGUUGUUGGUGGACUACCAAACUCAAGCCAUCCAAGUGAUCAUUUACCAAUAGGUGCUGAAUUUGAAAUCUCAACUCCUCAGGAAGUACAAUACAUGCUGCAAAGCCAUGAUAUCUCCACUCCAAGUGCCAACAUCGCCACUCAGAUGCGUCAUUCUUUGAAUCUGAACUCUGGUCCUUCAGGCACUUCUUCUGGGCGUGGCUUCUUCACUCCUAGCCGUGGCUUCUUCACUCCUGGCCGUGGCCGAGGCAGGGGCGGAAGGAACAACAUUAUGCUUGUUUGUCAACUGUGCAAUCGACCAGGCCAUAUUGCAUCCCAUUGUUAUCAUCGUUUCGACAUUUCCUUACAAGGACAAUACAACUCCAACCCUAACAACAACUUUGCACCAAAUACUCAUACCCCAUUUGGUUCUCAAUUUCAAAACACCAACCAGCAAGCUUUCUUUACCUUUUUUGGUGACUCUCUUCCUAACAAUGCGUGGUACAUCGGCAUGGUACAUCGACAGAGGGGCAACCAACCACAUAACAACUGACCCUUCCAACUUGAAGCACAGAUCUGAGUUUAAAGGAUCUAGUUACGAAGAGGUAGCUGCUUCAGGGAAUGCUUAAUCGUGGCUUGUACCAGCUGCAACUGACCUGCUCAUUCUCCAUUCCUGUGUCACCAGUCAACUCGCUCAUGAUUUUGGGUCACCUCCAAUCCUAUAUGCAAGUUUUCAGCAAAAAUAAUUUGAGUCCAAGUCGUCAGUUCGUUUGUUUACCUUCAAUCCAGUCACUAUUUGUUGAGUCUGUUUCUGUUAUAAUUUAAACAUUUGGCAUCCCAAUAUCAAUGUAAUGAAACAUAUGCUAAGCAAUGAAGUUUUUACUUUCAAAGAAUAAAUUCUAUUU
Humulus lupulus (European hop) is the source of this 2090-nucleotide messenger RNA. Its product is annotated as carbon catabolite repressor protein 4 homolog 4-like. NCBI's taxonomy places the organism in Eukaryota, Viridiplantae, Streptophyta, Magnoliopsida, Rosales, Cannabaceae. The record is from RefSeq and is a predicted model, not a curated record. Gene Ontology annotation, molecular function: poly(A)-specific ribonuclease activity. The coding region runs from base 140 to 1738 and encodes 532 amino acids. The transcript has 10 exons.